Messenger RNA from Aspergillus aculeatinus CBS 121060, 2202 nucleotides. RefSeq lists its product as uncharacterized. The transcript has 4 exons. Bases 1 to 2202 code for a protein of 733 amino acids. The record is from RefSeq and is a predicted model, not a curated record. NCBI's taxonomy places the organism in Eukaryota, Fungi, Ascomycota, Eurotiomycetes, Eurotiales, Aspergillaceae.
AUGAACCCGAUCGCAGGUUUUUCUGCAGUGUCCCAUCCCUUGCUCGCUUCGGAAGAGAACCUAGAUGAGGGGGUCGUCCAGUCACCGAUUGAUAACAGAGGGACAAAGGCAGCGCGCAGCAAGCCGAUAACCCACCGUGGUAGGAAUUAUUUCCAAGGCUGGAAAUUCACCAUUUUUGGAGCCUUCACAGCAAGCUUUAUUGUCCUGUUCUUCAACUUGGGGUUUCUACUCUACUAUGCCUAUCGAGCGCAGAUAAAGCACCAGAUCGGUACGCUUCUUUUCGAGGGUAACUGCGACGAAGUGCAUCGCUUGAGUACAGGGUUCCACCUUGUGAUAAACAUCUUGAGUACCACUUUGCUGAGUGCAAGCAACUUUGGAAUGCAAUGUCUAGCCGCACCAACACGGCAUUAUAUAGACCGAGCACACGAAAAUGGCCGCUGGUUUGAUGUUGGGGUUCCGAGUAUCCACAACCUUUCGAAGAUAUCCAGGAUACGCUUAUGCCUAUGGCUAUGCUUGGCGUCGUCAUCUCUACCGUUCCAUCUUAUGUACAACUCGGCCAUAUACUCCACGACGUCAGCUACCGCCUACGAUAUCUUCACCGGCCCAGAUUCUCUGGGGCAACAAGAGUUUUCCAGCCUGAAUUUGACGUAUUUCUACGACUUGGAUACGGGGGAAAACGCCUCUUUCCAUGAACUCUACUCAUCAGCCAAAAAUGGGAGCUUGCACCGCCUCAGCAACGAUGAAUGCAUUGCUGCAUUUGGAGUGACGUUCCAAAGUGCGUACAGAAGAUUACUGCUCGUCACCGAUGAUCCUGGCAGCAACGAUAUCUAUGAAUUUGUCUACGAAAAUAGUGUCUACCUUCCGAUUUUCAACACAAGACCAGGUACAAGCCCAUAUGCGUGGAUAUGUGGCAACUUAUUGCAAGAAACUCAUAACCUCUGUAAACGUUCGGACUCGCUUGAGAUUCUCCCGAGAUCACUCAACAAUGAUUGGCCAGUUGCUAUCCCAAAUGCUAAUAAUGUGGCUUCUGAUACUAUCGUCGAUGUCCAAUAUUGCAUGGCGGAGGCGAAUGACGGGUAUUGCAAGCUGCAGUAUUCAUUCCCGCUGAUUAUUAUCGUGAUAGCAUUCAAUUUGGUCAAGAGCAGUAUUCUAGCCUACAUGUGGCUCGGGAUCAGGAAUGCCCCCAUCCUGACUAUUGGAGAUGCCAUUGCGUCUUUCUUACAUCGUUCGGAUCGCCACUCGCGGAGAGGCUGUCUUUUGACCGGCCGCGAGGCUAGCUCGAGGAAUACGCCGACCCAGCCCUUACAUGAACCGAGAGCAUUUCGAGACACGCGGGUAAUAUGGAGCAAGGCUGCCUCUGGUCGCCGAUGGGCAUGGAGCAUAAUACUUUGGCUGACAGCAAUCGCCGUCUGCGUCGGGCUGUUGAUCUACGGACUGAGCGCGGCGGGUGGAACGUCAUCGAUCGACUGGCAACAGGCGCUCGGCUCGUCCACUUCGAAAACCAUCAUAUACGGCGAUAACUGGCCAAGCUCCUUGAUAUCAAACGUGUUGAUCGCCAACAUGCCUCAACUCAUUUUCUCAUUCCUGUACUUCGCUUUCAACGCGCUGAUUACGACGAUGACCCUGGCCGCUGAGUGGAGCGGCUAUGCCCAGCAGCGAAAGGGCCUCCGCGUCUCACAAAACCCGCAGCGAGAGCAGCGGACGAACUACUUCCUCUCCAUCCCGUAUCGCUAUUCAAUUCCCUUGUUGAUCACCUCCACCCUCUUACAUUGGCUCAUCUCCCAGAGCUUGUUUAUGAUUGGAAUCGAAGCGUUUGGAAGCGAUGGGUUGCGCGCCGCUGCAAGCGAUUUCAUCACCUGCGGCUGGUCCCCCGCGGGGAUGGUCGGUUCUAUCGUGGUCGGCUUGGUGAUGGUCUUGGGCGUGUUCUGUCUUGGGCGCCGGCGUUUCGAGUCUGCCAUGCCAGUUGCAUCGAGUUGCAGCCUCGCGAUUACGGCGGCAUGCCACCCGUCAUUUGAUCCGAACAUUGACGACGAAAGUAGAACCAGGUACGACGGAGCAAACUGGGACUCAGAGCUGGAGGAGGAAGACCGGUCACUCGCACGAGUCAAGUGGGGCGCUGUGCCUGUCAAUGGUCCCAUCGGUCAUUGCACGUUCACCGAUGGCGACGUCGAGAUGCCUCGGCAGGGAGAAUUAUACCAGUAG